AAAAAUUGUACCUUAAGAUCGGCCGCUAUUUCAAAAGGGUAUAUUUGUUUGUUCGUAUGUAUGGUUACUAAAGCCAUACAUUUAGAGGCUGUAUCUGACAUGACCACAAACUCAUUUUUAGCCGGAUUUCGGCGUUUUAUAUCUCGCAGAGGUGGAUGCACAGAUAUUUAUUCCGACUGUGGAACAAAUUUCGUCGGUGCUUCCAAAGAACUUCAAGUUCUUUUGCAUAGGAAUAAAAAAUCUUUACCUGACGAUUUGGUAAAUUCAUUAACAUCUAUUGGUACUGAAUGGCAUUUUAUUCCUCCUGGUUCCCCAAACUUUGGCGGCCUGUGGGAGGCAGGAGUGAAGUCGGUCAAAUAUCAUUUAAAAAGAAUAAUGCAUGAGAGAGUUUUAAGUUUUGAAGAAUUGGCAACUUUACUCUGUCAAAUAGAAAGUGUAUUAAAUUCUAGACCACUUUGCCCUUUGUCUUCAGACCCGUCUGACUUAGAUGCGUUAACACCAGCUCAUUUCAUAAUAGGCGAGCCAACGACAUGUAUUCAAGAGGAAAAUUUACUAGAUAUUAACAUUAACCGUUUAAAUCGAUGGAAAUCUAUAGAAAAACUUAAGCAACAUUUUUGGAGGAGAUGGUACUUGGAAUAUUUAAAUCGUUUGCAAGCUCGACCAAAAUGGCUUACACCGAAACCUGAUGCUAAAGUUGGAGACUUAGUUUUGAUUGCUGAUGACAGAUGUGGACCAGCUCAAUGGAUAUUAGAUUCCACCGAAGAAAUUUCUACACUGAAGUACAAAACUACACCCUCGGAUAGAAGGAUGGAGCCUAGCUCAAACGCUGUGAGUCGGAGCAUAGCGCAGUCUACUGACUAAAUCAAAACACUCCCAACGAUAGGCCAUCCUUCUCCUUCCUAGGGGGGAGUAUGUUGCAGAAAACUAAAUUUUUCUUCAACCAUUUGCUUUUCCUAUU
Molecule: messenger RNA, 958 nt
Organism: Lucilia cuprina (Australian sheep blowfly)
Lineage: Eukaryota; Metazoa; Arthropoda; Insecta; Diptera; Calliphoridae
Exons: 2
Coding region: 61-861 (266 amino acids)
Molecular function (GO): nucleic acid binding
Source: RefSeq, a predicted model, not a curated record